Messenger RNA from Symbiodinium sp. CCMP2592, 5214 nucleotides. The record is from the annotation of a GenBank genome assembly. Lineage: Eukaryota; Dinophyceae; Suessiales; Symbiodiniaceae.
AUGCCGCCUUCAUUGCGACAUCCACCUCCCCGCCCAGCCCGCCCCAUAGACAGUGAAGACCUUUCCGAAGAGGAGGGCCUUGAGAGAUCCGCCAUGUUCCAGGGUGACGAAUUCGACAUGCUGGGCUUUGCAGCAUCUCCAGAAGGCGAUGCCGUGGCAGAUUCGGCCAAGAGCUAUGCGGAAUGGUUUCAGACGAAAGCCGUGAGAAGACUGAGGCGGUUGGAAUCCCGAAGAGAGAAGCUUCCGGCAUCGGGCGACUGGAGCAGCCUACCGAAGAACACGCUCAAGGCGUUGUUGCGAAAGGGUGUGCCCCACGAGCACCGGCCAGAGCUUUGGUGGAGCAUCCUUGGCUGUGAAGCGGAGCGCCUUCGAUCGCCAGUGUCCUUCCAGCAGUAUCUUGAAGAGCCCGUGGACAGCGCCACUGCCGAGACCAUCGAGCGCGACUUGCUGUGCACAAGCCUUGUUGUGGCACAUGCGACCUUCCCCGGACGUUUCCUAACCAUCAAAAAUUCCGUUGCGCGGCAGGCACAGAGUCGGGCUGACUUGUUCCGAGUCCCUUUUUCCGGUUCGCCAGUGGCAUUUCUUGUCUUGUCCACGAUCGCAUGUCACCUGGCCACAGGCAGGGCAGAGCUUCGAAACGUGCUGCGGGCAUUUUCCCGGCGCUGUCCAGCCGUGCGUCAACAGCCAUUGACUAACCAAGUCCAAGGUCAAGGAAUGAACUUCAUCGCCGCCCUCCUCUUGAUAGUCUCGCAAGAUGAAGAGCGCGCCUUUUGGAUGUUUGUUUGUGCUUUCGACGCACUUGGCGUGGAAGGCUAUUACACGGAAGGAAUGACACUCCUGCGCGCUGACAUGCAGGUGUUAGCUUCCUGCAUGCAGGCCAAGUGCGCCAAGGUUUCCAGGACUUUGAAUCAAUUUAACGUGGAUCUCCUCUCCAUCUCUUCCGAGUGGUACAUCACAUGGUUCGCAAAAAGCUUGCCUGUGUCGACGGUUCUGCGAGUAUGGGACACGCUUUUUUUCGAGGGCUUCAAGGUUCUCUUCCGCGUGUCCAUCGGCAUUUUCAAGCAGAUCGAGCAGGAUGUGCUCAAGAGCGACGGCUUUGAUGCCAUCAUGCAACAGGCCAAGCGCUGGCCAAGGAGCCUCGUUGAGCACAACGAGCUCAUGAAGGCCAGCUUCCAGGGACUGCCCUCUUUCCCUAGGCAUCAGCUGCAAAAGGCCAGGGAGGAAGCCCUGGGCCGGAUUGAGAAGGAGGAUUUGGAGCGGUGGAUCACGCAAGCUUUGGUGGGCCUGCGACAUAUACACAGCAUGAACAUCUUGCACCGAGACCUCAAAAGUGAAAAUCUCUUUCUCGAGAACGAGGAUCGACUUCGCAUUGGAGACUUUGGAAUUGCUUGCGCAGUCAAGCCACCCAACAAGGCUGUGCUGGAAAGCAACGUGGUCGGAACCCCCUACUACAUGAGCCCCGAGACAUGCUCCAUGGGACUUCACUCGUUCGCCGGGGAUGUGUGGGCCAUGGGCUGCGUGCUCUACGAGCUGUCAGCCCUAAAGCUGCCAUACCAUGGUGACACUCUGGAUGAGCUCAUGGCUGAGAUCACGAGGAAAGCUGCCCCACGGUUUCCGAUCACGUAUUCGGCCGAGCUGGCCAAGGUCUAUGCAGCCGUCUUGUCGCACAAUCGGAACAAGAGGCCCUCAGCGAGCGACGUCCUGUUCAUGCAGCCUUUGCACCAGACCCUCGAAUCCCUGCUCGAGGAGUCGGAGAAGGCGAAGAUUUCGCGGCCAUCAUCAGCCCCCCCGCGGAAGAGAGCUCCGGAAGCAGCUGCACCUCAGGGUGACACCGCCUACCCGUCCCUUGAGAAAGCUCCGGACGAGGGCAGCCCUGCUCAAUUGCCUGGCACCGUGGCACCGUUUCGAAGGCUCCAGGAGUUGCGGCGCAAUGCCGAUGCACCGUUGCCAGUCCUUUGUGCCGCCGCACCGCCAGAGGAGCCUUUGCCGCCGCUUCGGCCAUCGAGCGCAGGACUGCGCAGCGCCUCAGCCCGGAAAGAUCCCCAGCCACGGACGCAGGUUCGGACACCACGCAUCGCAGGGGACUGCCAGCGGCUGUUGUCCAGGCGCCCGAUGCCUUCGGCCUACGCAGGUGCUGAGGACCUGAACCCCGAGCCUUCACAGGUGACGCAGGAAAGCCGCGGUCCGGCCACCAACACCUUGCUGAAUCGACUCUUGGCUAGAUAUCUGCAUGUGCGGAUUUGGUUGAGGACAGAACGGAAUUUGUUCGAGGUGUUCAUGAUCUUCCUGUUCCCGACGCCAUGCUCACUGGCAUUGUCCAAGAGGAACAAGCCGGGCAACAAAGCAAUGUGCAUUGGCCCAGAGACAGAUGCGCUGAAACGGAUACCGCAUGUGACAAAAGAGGUCUCUCACCUGACUGUUGUCGACUUUCAGCUCUGCACAGCCGUGGCAGGACAGGUGGAAGCGGUGGAAAUUUUUCUUGAUGCUCGUGCGGAGGUAGAGUGGACAGCGGAUGCUGUGGAGCGGGCUUCCAAGGCCACAGGGUCUCCACCUCUUUGGCUCCAGGUUUGGCGGCAGGGCCUGCGAAAGCCCGCGCCCAUUCCAGAUAGAUCUCGUCCACCGUGGCGCCUAGUGGCACAAUCACCGGCCGUGAUCUCUCCUCAUGACCUGGGGAGCACUCUGCAAGUGGACCUGUCGGGUGAGUCCCUGGCAAUGAUUGCAGGUGAUUGCUUCGGAUUUUCCACAGAGGGCUGGCGAGGAUUAGUUCCCUUCGAGGACUUGGCUGAGGCUACAUCGCUUCUUUCAGGCGCAGGUGCCGUGUGGGCCUUCGGCCAACGGCUUGCGAGUUUGGGGGGCUUCGAGGCAGCCUUGGCAACAGGGACAGCUUUGAGACGCUAUGCAGUUCGAGUUUUUCUGGGACCUCGGCGCCCCAUGCCGUUCCGCGUGUUUGGCAAGGAGGCGGCAGAUGCCCAGUUGGUGGACUUCCAAGGUACCGCCUGUACUGGCGACCUCAGCAUUGCCAGCUGCCCCUCACAGGAACCUUCGCGCUUGGAUGGGGCUUCCUCCACGAUCGAUUGGAGAAGAGCGCUGCAGAACCUCUGCAAGUGCACCUCAUCUGAAGCUAUGGUCGGGGAGGCUGCAGCGACAGCAGGGGCAUGCUGCGACCUGGAUCUCUUGGAUCAGGCACUGAGUGCCAUGGGCCACCCGAAAGGCGUGCUAUGCCUGCACGGGGCUUUGGCUGUUCUGGCAUCCUGCUCCGCCCGGCUCUCACUGCGCCAUCGCAGGGCGCGAUUGAGCGAACAUCGUUUGGCCUCGCCAAGCCUUCGGGAUUCUCUGGUACAGCCACGCCUUGUGCACCUGGCCUCACCAGUGAGACUACGCGCAGCUCCGGGAAGCGGAAACGAGGCUCGAUUUGCCCCACACCUUCGCGAGUCAAUUUGGUGGGACGUGCAGGUCGAGUCUAUGUUGAGCGAUGAGCCUGGCAUCACGCGCACCUAUCGCGUGCGUGGCAGUGCUUCCGAUGCAAACUUCGCGCCGUUUCCCUUCGGAAGCCAGGACUUGCUCUGGUGGCGAUCGGAACCCUCGAAGGAUGAGCUGCGCUUGCUGCUGCAGGAGGUGGUCCUGGGUCUGAGCAUGGCCGGUAUCCGCGAUUUUGUGGCCUUUGUCGGCACCGUGUGCCUCAUGGCAGAUGAGUCGCAGCAUGGCGACGGAUUCAAAGGCAGCUGCAAUGCUGCCCCAGUACCAGAUCUGGUGGUGCCCUGGGAGCACCGCGAGGCCACCGCUGCCUACGCGCGGAAUUGGCGCUCAGCAGAGCCGGGAAGGCGACAUCUGGUCUUGCUGCCGGGCCGCUUAGAGUUGGGUCUGCUUCCUGACCCAGGAAUCCUGGCCGUUUGGCCUGACGGCUUCAGCUUUGAGAUCGCAUGUCCGAAUUGCCCCUUCCUGCAGCUCAAGUUUUUCCGGGAGGCGCCAGGUCAUGUCUCUCAGCUUGUCAUCUCCGAUGAAGCUUUCGUCUGCUUGUGGCCCAAGUCACUCUUGAUGCCCCUUCGAUGGACAAGUGAAGAGGAGCUGCGCUUCGGCCACCGGCUCGCCGGAAGGUGGGGGAGUCCUGUCGUGCUCCUCGAGGAUCCGGCGGCCGAAGUCGGGGAGCUGCCGUGGCCCGCCGAACCUCACAGUCUCGUCGAGUAUCGAUCUCCUCGAGAUGCAGAAGCUUGGUGCGACGAAGCGAGACAGGUGUUCCAUGGCGGCCGACAGAGCAUCAGCUUGGCCCCGGAGUUCGACUUGACUCCGGAUGUGUCUUCCAGCUCUGGGUUUUAUGAUCUCUUCGAUCUGCGAAAGUUCUCUACCAAAGAGGGCCUUGCACUGCUUCUGGACAAGACUGCUUUGAAGAAGCGCCUGGUCGAGCUGCAGCUGCCGGCCCUGGUGCCGGUAUUUUCCACCACAACGCCAGAUCUUCCUUGGGAGAAGCUCCGAGAACUUUCGCAGUACGCCAUCAAGGCCGCACACAAACAUCAUGGAGGACUCGGAGUUCUUCUAAUGUCGCACGGAAGGGACCUUCUCACGGGUCGACACAUGGACGAGGCGGAGGUGGUGAGCUGGGCAGCGAAAGCUUUUGAAAAGGAGGAGCAGCCCUCAGCACCUCGCUGCUGGGAUGAGUGUACAAGCACUUCUGAGGAGCAAGGCUUGUGUUCAGGCGAGACUCGCUGCGUCACCAAUGCGCCCGUCGCAGACGACAAUGUGAAGCAAGGCCUUCUCGUGGAAGAGCUUGCCGUAACCUGGGAUGGUCGAAGUGGGCUUCUCCCCGACGAGGCCUUCUGUUUCGUGGCCUGGGGCCGCCUCUCGUUCUUUGGUGUCAUGGCAGCCGGCGGCACGUGGCUGAACUAUUUCGCAAGCGAUGGUACGCCAAUUUUCGCGCGGCCAAUGAAAGCCCAGAAGCACAUCGAGGCGGGGGGUGCCUUCCGCACGGGCUUGCCCUGGGGCCACGAGCUACUUUCAGCCGUGGUCAGCCUGGCAGAAAAAGCCGCACAGGCUUUGGGAGCUGACUUCCUGCGCAUCGACAUAUUUCCCAAUGGUGGGGCUCCCCUCAUCUCCGAGGUGUCGAUCGUGACGGGAUGGUUUGGCCGAGAAAAUCUGAGGUGGGGUGAAGUGGAUGCUUGGUUGCUAGAGACGCUCCGCGAUCAGUGGAUCAGUGGCUAUGCUUUGUCUGCGGACAUCUGA